GCUCCCUAGCCAAUCAGUAGCUGAAGCUGCAGCUCCAUUGUGCCAACAAAGCAGAAAAGAUGCAGAGAAUGACAGGCUAAUCACCCAGGCUGCAGAAUCUCUGAACCUGAUCCUUAACUUUCUACAGCCCACCCCAUGAAGCCUCUGACCAGCCCUGAUGUAAAGGAAAUGCAUGCAUGGUUUAAAAUGAAAAUACCAAAGAAAAUAGUGGUGGCCGGUGCAAUAUGUGCAGCAGUCCUUUUCCUUUUUUACAAUCAGAAUCAAGUACACAUUCCGAAAGUUACCUAUUUAUUUAGAACAUGCAAUGAUGACCAACCACAAAAGGAAACAUCUACAAAUAUGUUUGAGAAUGAUCCAACGAAAAUCGACCUGAUGGUUGAGAACAUUUUUCAAAAAGUUGACCAACUCAUACCCAAGGUGACCCUACAAGACUUAAACAGAGCAACCAGUGGAGAAAUGACAGAGGCUACGAUCAUGAAUCCAAAAGACAAGUAUUGCAUUGGGAAUCAGUUGCAUGUGAAAGUACAAGCCUAUGAUUAUUUAGGAGAAAUGAAGACAUUUGGUGGUGACUAUCUAAGGGCAAGGAUAUAUUCACCAGCGACAAACAGCAGUGCGAGUGGAAACAUCACAGAUUUUAAUAAUGGGACCUACUUGGUAAACUUUACAUUGUUUUGGGAAGGCAAUGUCCACAUAUCCAUUCUGUUAAUGCAUCCAAGUGAAGCAGUGUCUGCCUUAUGGAGGGCGAGAAAUCAAGGGUUUCAAAACAUCAAAUAUACCGGCAAUUUCACAAGUGCUACUGAAUAUGUAAAUAGUGAAUGCAAUUUCAAACUUGAUACAGAAGAUGAAAUUUGCCAAUACGUAGACCAAAGGGAUAAUGAAGCUUUUUACUGUGUUAAGCCUCCAAAUUUUCCCUGUGAAGCUUUGACCCACAUGAAUUCUGUCAACAGAAACCAUACCUAUCUUUCAGAAGCGGAGCAGCAACUUCUCCAAAGGUCAAACAUUGGUGUGGAAAUUUCUCAAAUGUUGAAGCCAGUGGAUGUCUUGAGCUGUAGUAGAGCACAAAAAGCACACACAGAAAAAUGCAGUCUUGGUACAUAUUACCCUAUACCAAGCGGAUACUUCUCAUAUAAUCGGUGGAAUCCUAUACACUGUAAAAUGAGCAUGUUCACUGAAAAUGAAAUCCUCAAAAACUUCCUUACAGGAAAAAAAUUGUUUCUUAUUGGGGAUUCUACAGUGCGGCAAUACGUACGACACUUUGCUGAAGUACUCAAAAUUGUGGAUUAUUUCAACCAUACAGAAGAUGAAAUGCAGUCCUGGCAGAAGACACUCCUAGCUAUUAACCUAGAAAAGUUUAUCUAUGUUCAGUGGAAAAAACACACUUUUCCAUUUGUUAGCCAGACUUUCUACUCGAUCAAAGAAGAUGCCUACAUGGCUCGUCAGAUUGAUCAGAUUGGUGGAGGAGUAAACACGAUAAUUGUUCUGACCAUGGGCCAACAUUUCAGACCUUUCUCAUUCCGCAUUUUUAUCAAGACUGCAAUUAAUGUCCGCAAAGCGGUAGAGCGACUCUUUAUUAGGAGUCCGAGGACCAAAGUCAUCAUUAAAGAAGAGAAUGUUAGAGACAUGGAUAUUUGUAUGGAAAGAUUCAGUGAUUUUCAUGGUCAUAUCCAAUAUCUUAUACUCAGGAAAAUAUUUGACGGAUUGAAUGUUGGAUUUGUCGAUACGUUAGAUAUGACCGUUGCCUAUGCCUCUCAUGUUAUCCAUCCCCCAGUGGAAGUUCUUGAGAAUAUCAUUAGCAUGUCUUUUACACAAGCAUCAUAACAGGACAUACCUCCAUUUAACAAAAAAUAAUUGAAGUCUCACCUUCGAAGGCACAAAAAUGUAUAUAAGUACUUUUCAUCUGUUUGAUGAGCUAAUUAGUUGUAAUUAAAGUGAUAUAAAGACUCCAUAAACAGCAUUUUUAUAAAGUUAUGGGAGAGUAUUUAUCUUAAUAUAGAGUUAUUUUAAAAGAGGGAGCAUGUCAUAA
Molecule: messenger RNA, 2023 nt
Organism: Pelobates fuscus (common spadefoot toad)
Lineage: Eukaryota; Metazoa; Chordata; Amphibia; Anura; Pelobatidae
Product: NXPE family member 4-like
Exons: 7
Coding region: 136-1818 (560 amino acids)
Source: RefSeq, a predicted model, not a curated record